Molecule: messenger RNA, 573 nt
Organism: Ostertagia ostertagi
Lineage: Eukaryota; Metazoa; Nematoda; Chromadorea; Rhabditida; Trichostrongylidae
Source: the annotation of a GenBank genome assembly
CCGCGUAAACGUGAAUGUUGUUUUCAGAUUUUCGGACGCACAUUGGCGGUGUUGGGUUUGGGCAGAAUUGGAACAGAGGUAGCCACUCGUCUGCAAGCCUUCGGCAUGAGGGUUAUCGGUUAUGAUCCCAUGACCACGAAAGAGGCAGCAGCAGCAAAAAAUAUCGAACUGCUUCCGUUGGAAGAGAUCUGGCCUCAAGCUGAUUUUAUUACUGUGCAUGUGCCACUCAUCCCUGAGACGGAAAACAUUAUCAAUGCCAAAACGCUGGCAAAAUGCAAGAAAGGUGUGAAGAUCAUCAACGUGGCUCGUGGAGGAAUUGUCAACGAGAAAGAUCUGGUGGAUGCGCUGAACUCCGGUCAAGCAGGAGGAGCGGCUUUCGACGUCUUCGUCGAGGAGCCUCCCAAAUAUCGCGGUCUAGUGGAGCAUCCAAAGGCGAUCUGCACCCCUCAUCUGGGUGCUUCGACAAUCGACGCUCAGCUGAGAGUGGCCACGGAAAUCGCUGAGAACAUCGUUCAGUUCAACAAGGGCAAAGUGCUUGGCGUGGAAUGCAAAUGCCGGAACCACGUGAUGUAA